This is a messenger RNA of Labeo rohita (rohu), 815 nucleotides long. RefSeq names its product crystallin beta gamma X (gene crybgx). The transcript has 6 exons. NCBI's taxonomy places the organism in Eukaryota, Metazoa, Chordata, Actinopteri, Cypriniformes, Cyprinidae. The coding region runs from base 60 to 683 and encodes 207 amino acids. Gene Ontology annotation, molecular function: structural constituent of eye lens. The record is from RefSeq and is a predicted model, not a curated record. Gene Ontology annotation, biological process: lens development in camera-type eye; visual perception.
CCCUGUUUCUAUGUACCUGCUGUAUUUAAGGACCGUCUUAGUGGCCACCACGGGCUGACAUGAACAUCUUUACUAAGGUCCCCGGACUAGUCAAACAAACCAGCAAGCUGGGGUCUGUGCUCCAACGUGCCUUUUACGGGUCCAGUGGGAGGGUGACCCUUUUCGAGCAGAGGAACUUUGCAGGUCGGAGACUGGACCUGACCUCUGACUGUCAGAAAUUGAGUGAAAAAAACUUUCCCGACAGAUGCAACUCUGUCCAGGUUGAGAGUGGAGCAUGGGUGGCAUAUGAACAUGAGAACUUCCGAGGACGUCAGUACCUGUGGGACAUGUUUGACAGGGGGGAGUACAAUUGCACCGAUAGGUGGUGUGCUCAGGGUGACCACAUCUCCUCUGUCCGUACUGUGAAACAAGACAACAACCCUCCCCGUGCACAGCUGUUUGAGAGAGCAGGUUUCUCAGGCAAGAAGACAGAGCUCCAUGAUGAUAUCCCCAACCUGAUGAGCCGUUACAGCCUUAACAGAGUUUCCUCCAUCAGAGUAAUGGGAGGAACCUGGGUGGCAUACCAGGAGCCUAACUACAGAGGAGCACAUUACAUCCUGGAAAAGAAGGACUACAACAACUUCUCUGACUGGGGUGCUCAAAGCAGCACCAUUGGCUCAAUUCGCCGUGUCCGCUUCAGCUAAACAAAACGAAAAAAACACCCACUGAAAAACACCCACAUCUGUCAGCUCUUUAUACAAACAAUAUGCCAUAAAUGAAACAAACCCCACAGAAGACCUAUUUUAGUAAUAAACUGAUGAAAAAGACAAAUGUUG